Messenger RNA from Parnassius apollo (apollo), 330 nucleotides. Lineage: Eukaryota; Metazoa; Arthropoda; Insecta; Lepidoptera; Papilionidae. The record is from the annotation of a GenBank genome assembly.
AUGACAGAGCCAGUUCGAUAUCCGCUACUGCGCAUGGAAGACGUGCUCCACGCGGCGAAGACUACCAGCGACGUGACUACGCUGGACCUCCAAUCUGGCUAUUUUCGGGUUGAUGAGCUUUCAUUACACCAUAAGGCACCUUCAGGUUUAAGAAAAUGUCGAUGGUCUUCUAAUUCUGGCACCACGUUUCAACGGCUAAUAGAUCUUUUCAAGGAAAACUUGAACGUACCAGCUCGAAAACAUGAGGUAAAUGACAGCUCCGAUGCCCCUCUAGACCUACAAGGAAGCAAACCUGUGACUAUCUUAGGAUAUCUGGACGAGGAUACCUGA